AUGGAUUAUUGUCCUAAUUUGCGAACUCUUUCACUGAAUGAUAAUGAAAUUGAAAUUGUACCAGCGCAGGUGGGAAACUGGGUUUAUUUAAAAAAUCUACACCUUCGUAACAACCGCAUUGCUUUACAACAACUAAAUCUGUCAAAUAAUCGUCUGACAGCGAUACCAAAGCAGAUUCUGAAAUUGAAUAGUUUACAAUUUAUUGAUUUAUCCCUAAAUCGAAUAACAGUUAUUCCAGAUGAAAUUGAAUGGUUGCAAGCAGAUGAAUUGAAUCUGAAUAAUAAUCAAAUUGUUCAAAUUUCUGAUCGAAUAUCAAGAUGUAAACGUUUGAAAACUUUACGUUUGAACAAUAACAAUUUACAGUUGAACACAAUGCCAGUUUCAUUACUCAGAGAUUCUGUUACUCUAUCUCUCCUCAGUUGCCUUGAAGGUAAUCGUUUCAGUGAAACACAAUUUCAGCAGUACGAUGGUUAUGAAGAGUAUGAAAAACGUUAUACGGCACAGCGACGAGAAAUGGAUUAA
Molecule: messenger RNA, 522 nt
Organism: Didymodactylos carnosus
Lineage: Eukaryota; Metazoa; Rotifera; Eurotatoria; Philodinida; Philodinidae
Source: the annotation of a GenBank genome assembly